Molecule: messenger RNA, 291 nt
Organism: Laccaria bicolor S238N-H82
Lineage: Eukaryota; Fungi; Basidiomycota; Agaricomycetes; Agaricales; Hydnangiaceae
Exons: 2
Coding region: 1-291 (96 amino acids)
Source: RefSeq, a predicted model, not a curated record
AUGACUUUCCCAGGUCCUCCCUCCAAUCACUUCGCGCUUCCGAGCGUUGGCGUACCUGUUCCUGUCGAUUUUGAUCGAGCUCGACUCCGAGGAAAGCUCUGGUCCCGAUCCGGACAAAAAAUGUGGAUUUUAGGCCCUACAGCUGGGGGCCAAUCCGGACAAAAAGUGACAAAAUUCGAAACUGCCCAGAGCCAGAGUCCGGACAAAAUCGACGAGAUGUCAAAAAAAAAGCCUCCCAGCCGGUAUUUGGGCAUAGUUGUGGGACAUUUGUGGGGGGGAAAAUUACCCUGA